Messenger RNA from Oryzias melastigma (Indian medaka), 2303 nucleotides. It is a transcript of the gene ncf2, whose product is annotated as neutrophil cytosolic factor 2. Bases 709 to 2262 code for a protein of 517 amino acids. Gene Ontology annotation, biological process: superoxide anion generation. NCBI's taxonomy places the organism in Eukaryota, Metazoa, Chordata, Actinopteri, Beloniformes, Adrianichthyidae. The record is from RefSeq and is a predicted model, not a curated record. Gene Ontology annotation, molecular function: superoxide-generating NADPH oxidase activator activity; protein binding. The transcript has 15 exons.
GUGUGUGUGUAUACCGUAAAGUAUAUUUCCGUCUCACUAAAUUACUUUCUGGCAAAUAAAAAAAGGUAUUUAAAGAACAAUAUUUAACAAUUUUCAGGACAAAAAAAAAAUUAAAAUGUAUUAAUUUCUAAUUUUUUUGUAUAACGUUAAAAUUCUCCAAACUUCUGUGAACUUGAGGUCUCACUUUUUUAUUUAGUGGUUCUGCAUGCAUAUUUAUUUUUAUGUCUAUAUGUUGCUUUAAUGCCUAAAGUCUUUCUAAAUAAUGUUAAAAAAAUCUUUUAAGAUAUCUUGUUGAAAAUUGUUCUUUCAUGGCACAUAGAACUGAAAGAAAAUAUCACAAAAAAGAUUGAGAUACCAAAAUAACGUCCUAUUCUUUUGUUUUGGUCAAAAUCCACCUCCACACAAUUUUUUAUUAAAAGAGUUUUUUUAAUAUUUUAAUUUAAGGUAGACAACGUGAUUCCAAAAUACCGGAUUGCUAAUAAACGUUAAGUGAAUCCGUGUAAAUCAUGAAAUUUAGCAAAGAGAAUGAGGGGGAAAAGAAAUGCUACUGCUCUUAAUUAUAUACUCUUAAAAUACUACAGUAAAUAUUUUAACACCCAAAAUAUGCCGUAUAUAACUUUGAGAGUCAUGCUUUCCAAUGUACAAAGGGGGGGGAGUCCUAUAUUUACAUGGCCACAAGAGCAUGUGGCUUUGAUGAAUAUUCAUUAAAUGCUGUCACCAUCAAACUUCCUGUUUUCAUGGUAUAAAUCAGAGAAGCUUCCUUUAUUUUAUUACCGUGUCUCAGUGGCAGCAAAAAUGUCGUUUGUGGACACUCUGCGACAGUGGGAUGACGGCGUCACCUGUGCUGACAAACAGGAUUAUUCGGAAGCUCUUCGGAUUCUCGUGGCCAUUCGUGAGCCAAACUCCAAAAUCUGUUUCAACAUCGGCUGCCUCCACCUGCUUAACCAGAACUUGGAUGAUGCUGAAAAGGCAUUCGAUUGCAGCAUACGCAAGGAUGAGCAUCUGGCAGUGGCUUUCUUUCAAAGAGGAAUCACUUUUUAUAAGAAGAUGAGGUAUGACGAGAGCAUCGGAGACUUCCAGAGAGCCUUCAAAGCACUCAGAGGAAACAACCUGAUAGAUUACAAGGCCCUUGGUCUCAGAUAUAUUCUAUAUGCAUGUGAGGUUCUGCACAACAUGGCUCUGGCGGAGGCUCAGUUGGGAAACUGGGAAAAGGCUGAGCAAAACCUCAGGAGGGCGCUCGACUACAAAACAGAGGCCAAGCUCGGCGUCCUCGAGAAAGCUCAGCAGGCAGUUCUGAAAGAAAAGCUGUUCAAACUAGUGGAGUUCCCGUCAAAAAUGAUGUUUAAACCAAAUAAAAAUUACGUCGCAGAGCUGGAGAAGAAAGACUACCUGGGAAAAGCCAAAGUUGUGGCUUCUUUUAAUCCUCAAGACGUUUUUUCUGGAUUUGCUCCUUUGCAGCCACAGGUUGAAGAUGGUCCAGCUACUCCAAGAGAACCAGAAGUUUUAAGAGCUUUGGAGGGUGUACCCCACACUGUACUGUUCGAGUUUGUCCCUGAGACCUGUGACGAGUUGGCCGUGAAGCCCGGCAAUAUGGUGUUUGUACUGCAGAAAGGGGCAGACAACUGGGCCUAUGUGAUCUUCAAUGGAAGAACAGGACUUGUGCCGUACAAUUACCUGGAGCGUCAGGAAAUCUCUCUGGCUUCUAAACAUAUAAAGGGUUUGGUUCCAACUUCCAGUCGAGAAGCACCAAGUAUUCCGGAGAGGAUUCAAGGUUACACUCCAGAGGACAACAGCAGUAGAAAUGAUGAGCAGAAGGUUCCAGACAAUUUAUACAUCGUCAAAGUUCACUUCACAUUCACCUUUGCUGUCUCAAUCCCACGUGGGGCUUCCUAUGAUGUGCUGAUAAGAGAAAUCAGUAAGAAGGUCAACCUCCCUACACACAACAUCUCUUUGAGCUUAGAUUCAAGUGGACAAAGCGUGAUUGAUGCCAACACGGACAUGGAAACUGUGUGGAGCCAGGUCCGUUCUGGGCGCAUCACUCUGUGGUGCAACGCGAAGGAGCAGAAUGAAGAGGAGGAAACUCACUUGGUGGCGCUUCACUCCUACCAGUCUCCAAACCCAGAAGAUCUGAGCUUCAAGGAAGGGGAUAAAAUUACACUCCUUGCUAGAAUUAACCAGGACUGGCUGGAGGGACGAUGUAAUGGGAAUACUGGGAUAUUUCCAGCUUCUUUUGCGAGAGAAGCUCCCGUGAAUGGCCAGUAAUUUGUGCAAAUUUUUUUGGCACACAGUAGUUCUAGAGCUAU